GAACCCGCGUGUCAUUUUUUUAACAGAGUACAUGGAGCAGGGUGAUUUAAAUCAAUAUAUACGUGCGAGAUCUGGAUCUUAUCAUGCAGUUGCUGGUAGUUAUGGCAACUUACCUGACGGCAUUGAUUAUAAUCCUCCUGAACUUUCCUAUUAUAACCUUCUGCUCAUCACAAGUCAGGUUGCAGAAGGCGUGCAUUAUCUGUCGACGAAACGAUUUGUUCAUAGAGAUAUCGCAUCACGAAAUAUACUUGUAGGUAAAAAUUUACAGGUGAAGAUAUCGGAUUUCGGGUUGGCUCAUGAUAUUUAUGGCUCGGACUACUACAGAGUUGACAGUCAAAAGAUGCUUCCAUUAAGAUGGUUAUCACCGGAAGCUUUAACUUUGGGUAAAUUCACCAUCUAUUCAGAUAUUUGGGCGUUUGGCGUUACUAUGUGGGAGAUAUUCACGUACGGAAUGCAACCAUUUUACGGGUGUACUAAUGAAGAGGUCUGUCAGCGUAUAAGGUGUCAUAAAAAUUUAGAACGACCUUACUGUUGCCCACAAAAGGUUUACGAACUUAUGAAAUUGUGUUGGAAAUUUGAACCGACACAACGAAAAAAUUGUUCACACGUGUUCAACAUAAUCAAGACAUGGUUGGAUGAUCAAGAGUCGUUUAUAGGAGAGUCAUGGCAACGAUUACUUUUGCCUCCAUUACCCGAUCGUCGGCCGACGAUUAAAAAGGCAAAGUUAAAAUACUUAAACAUUCGAACUGAGGUGACAUUAUGAUGAUUCAGUGAUGUUUAUUCCUCUGAAUAAUCUUUCAUUAUACACUUAAAAAUAGAAUUAGACAGUUAAAAUUUAAUUUAUUGAAAUUUGUAUAAAUAUUCGCCCAA
This is a messenger RNA of Hydractinia symbiolongicarpus, 870 nucleotides long. Its product is annotated as BDNF/NT-3 growth factors receptor-like. Gene Ontology annotation, molecular function: ATP binding; transmembrane receptor protein tyrosine kinase activity. Lineage: Eukaryota; Metazoa; Cnidaria; Hydrozoa; Anthoathecata; Hydractiniidae. Gene Ontology annotation, cellular component: signaling receptor complex; membrane. The coding region runs from base 32 to 763 and encodes 243 amino acids. The transcript has 3 exons. Gene Ontology annotation, biological process: positive regulation of kinase activity; protein phosphorylation; cell surface receptor protein tyrosine kinase signaling pathway. The record is from RefSeq and is a predicted model, not a curated record.